UCCAUUGUCAUUGAAAGACUCGCAAGACUUGCUUCGAAAGCUUUGUCCAUCUUUGAAAAACGACGAAAACUUCUUCAAAAUAGUAAAUCUAUGCAUGGGAUUGCCUCUUGCUCUUAAAAUGGUUGCAGCAGAGAUUGCUGCCGGAAUAUUAACAAUAGAAGAUAUCGUUUAUCUGCUGAGUCAGUGUAGACUGAAACUUUUAAGCCAGGAAUACUAUCCAAACACGGAUAGAUUGGCACCAGUCUAUCUUUCCUUUCUUCGGCGACUCUCUGAACCUCUACAAGAGAAAUUAUCCAUGAUAAAUUACAUUCCGGGAACAUUUGAUGCGAGGGAAGCAUUGGAAAUAAUGGGAUGUGAAGGUUCAGAUAUUGAGGACCUGAAAACAGCAAUAAAACAUCACGUUAUUCACAAAAACAGCAACUAUCAAAGAUUUGACAUUCAUGGAAUUUUGCGAGACUGCAUAAAUGAAUACAUUCUAAUAAAGGAUUUACCCGUUGUACGUAUCAGAUUCUGUAAGGUCUUUUCGGAGAUCCUUCAAGAGUUAGAAAAGCGUACUUUUACUUCUGAGUAUCAGGCGGCCCUUUGUCAAUUGAAUGUGGAGCAACAAAACUUCACUAAGUUGUUUACAGAUGUGUUCCACUGCACCGGGGAUACCUAUGAUAACUUUGUCAAUAUUGCCUCGUUUGAGUUUAACAUGUCCACACCAGCCUUUAUGUUUAGUUCUCCUGAAACAUAUGAAAUGGGAAUGAUUUUCUACCAGGAAUGUUUGCGCCUUACACGAAAACAGAGAAAUGAAUACGAUACAUCACGAGUACUGAUAGGCUGGGGGCGUGUUGUUACAAAUAUAAAGGGAGACUAUAUUCUUGGUGAAAAGCAUUACAGAAGCGCUCUGGGUAUACGACAAUGUUUUGUUAAGAAAAGCGACUUCUCUUUGGCUUUGCUAUAUCAGGGACUGGGCUGGAAUCUAGGAUGUCAAGGAAAACUACAGGAAGCAAUAGCAUUUCUGGAAAAAGCAUUACAAACUGAGUUGGAAUUAGGGAUGAAAUUAGAAAAUCUAAUUUUGAACACCUUUCAAACACUAGCUUUAUUCCAUCUGGAUCUAGAUCAUAUGAAAAUUGGUGAGAAAUAUCAAAUGGAAGCAUUACGGCGUAGGCGGCGGGCUAUUGGGACAGAUAUACACCCAAUAAUGGGUUCCAUGAUUAACAAUGUUGGAGAAAUGUAUCGGAAGAAACCCGAUUUGAAAGAAGCAGAGACACAUUUUAGACGUGGAUUAGAUAUAAAAAUUCGAACAAAUGCUGCAGUAAAAAGUAUAGUGGAUUCCGAAAUCAAUCUAGCAAAUUUAUUGACGGAAACCGGAAGGACUGAAGAUGCCAUUGUGCUCUUACAUAGUAGUCAGAGUCGGAUAGAAAAUUUAAAAGGUAUUUAUAGAGAUGUUAAAGCACAGGUUCAUGAGGCUUUUGGCAAAGCGUAUGUCAAAGAAGGGAAUUAUACUUUUGCUUCCCACUCCUUUCGAAGUGCCAUUGAAUGCCUUGAAGACAGCGAGCCAAGUGACCUCGGUUUACUCGGUUUGCAGUGUCAGUUGGCAGAGAUUCUGAUUAGUCUGCAAAAAUACAAAGAAGCAAUCAAUUUAAUGAAAACGUCUUUGCAAGGCAAGGAAGAGGCGAUUAAACAUAAUCCAUUUACUCUGUUUGUGCUUCGUUGUUAUAAAAUCAUCAGAAAAGCUCAGAUUGCUUAUGGUCUUGUCUCUGAAGCUCAAGAAUCAGAAAAACUUGGUCAUAUUGAAUUUACACGCUUAGAAAACUUGUUUAAAGAUCUGAAAAACAAGAGAGGACUUGAAAGACUUCACGAAGAAUGGGAAUGAA
Messenger RNA from Saccostrea cuccullata (small rock oyster), 1862 nucleotides. RefSeq lists its product as uncharacterized. The transcript is spliced from 8 exons. Bases 95 to 1861 code for a protein of 588 amino acids. Gene Ontology annotation, molecular function: protein binding. NCBI's taxonomy places the organism in Eukaryota, Metazoa, Mollusca, Bivalvia, Ostreida, Ostreidae. The record is from RefSeq and is a predicted model, not a curated record.